Messenger RNA from Blumeria graminis f. sp. triticale, 2271 nucleotides. The record is from the annotation of a GenBank genome assembly. NCBI's taxonomy places the organism in Eukaryota, Fungi, Ascomycota, Leotiomycetes, Helotiales, Erysiphaceae.
AUGGCGGGCAAGAAGUCAGGAAAAGCGCUCCUGCGCGAGGAAGGCUCUAUAGGACUUCAAAGAACAGAUAACGGCAUGAAGCAAUCAAGCUGGCCAGAGAUUCAGAUGAUAAACCAAAAAAACUACUACACGGAGUACAUGAAGCGUGACGACCAGAUUCUCCCUCAUCGACUUCAACACGAAGCCAAUCGUGAUCGUAUGAUUCGGAACGCCAAAGAUAAGGAUCGAGCCCUAGCAAGAUCAAGUCACACCGAAGUUCCCGUCACCGUGUUAGCCGAGGGCGAAAUAUACGACGAUGAAACCGGAAUCAAUGAUGGUUUUGACGCAUCAAAGAUUAUUGUUAUUCACCCAGGAAGCCAAAAUCUUCGAAUCGGUUUAGCGAGUGAUGCAUUACCCAAAAGCGUGCCGAUGACUUUAGCUGCAAAAUGGCAAUACACCGAGUCUUCAGUUGGUGAGCCGCGACCGAAGCGGCAGAAGAUAGAUGAUAUACCUGAGCAGCAAUUUGGUGAAGAGUUUUCGAAGAAGUUUGCAGCGGCUUCUGCUGCGCUCAAGAUCGAAAUGCGCGCAAAUAAGUACAAAGUUUUACCGAACUCCAAAGAAGUUAUUGUCAACUACAACAGAAGAACCGAAUUCGAAAAAGUCUCCGAGCACAAUGAUCCAUUAAGAAUUGAAUGGACCGACAUAAGUAAAGUGGGCACAAACGGCCAAGCUCCGCUUUUUGUCGGGAUGAAAGCUCUCCGUAUUCCAGACGAUUCAAACCCUCCCUACAAAUUAUUCUGGCCAAUUCAGCAUGGCUGCUUUCACGAGCAAGACUAUGUAACUCGAAAACACUUGUUCGAUGACUUUGACAGUAUCAUCAGCUCAGCUGUUCGAAAUGAGCUAUGUCUCCAGAGUAGCAUUGAAUGGAAACAAUAUAGCUGCGUCUUUGUCAUUCCAGAUUUGUAUGACAAACGAUAUGUCGAACAGGUACUUGACAUGUGCUUAAGGAGCUUUGAAUUUAAGCAGGUCUGCUUUAUUCAAGAAAGUCUUGCCGCGAGUUAUGGAUCUGGAUUUACUAGUACUUGUAUUGUUGAUAUUGGAGCGCAAAAAACGUCAAUUUGCUGUGUUGAAGAUGGAAUGUGCAUCGAAGAUUCUCGUAUCAACCUCAAAUAUGGCGGCUUUGACGUAACGGAAACCUUCAUUAAGAUGAUGCUACAUGAUUAUUUUCCAUAUGCUGAUAUUAAUCUCAGGCGUCGAUAUGACUUCCUCUUAGCCGAAGAGCUCAAAAUUAAUAUAUGCACGAUGAAUGCGCAAGAAGUCUCACAACAGCUAUUCAACUUUCAUCUACGGACUCCCAAUGAAUCCACUCGCAAGUACUAUUUCAAAGCAUAUGAUGAAGUUAUACUAGCACCUAUGGGUUUCUUUGAUCCGUCAUUAUUUGAUAACAGCGAAAAGCUCGUGGCUCGCCGGAAACUGAUUGAUCGUUCAUACAAUGCCUACGACUCUGAAAUGCCAGAUGAUCCUACAUCAGCAGCUCAGCUAGCCAUUCUUGCCUGGAUCAAUCCCUCGAUCUCAACCAACGCUAAUAGUACUACUACUCAGGUCAGUGGCAUAAACGGUUACGGUAGUUAUGAUGCUUCAACUCUAUCAAAAGACAGAGCGAAUAUUUUGAAUCCCUUAUCACGCUUUGAUGAAACAGGUGCAACAUCACAUGUUACAUCUACCGCGGUCUCUCCAGCACCAGAAGGGGCUAACACCCCAAUUCCAACAUUUAUUUUCGGUGCUACUAAUACAAAUGGAGAAGUAUUAGCUCCUAGUGGCAACCCACUGGGUCUGGGGACUGUAUCACACCAAAGUGGGACACCGGUAGCCCACUCUAGCGUGCCUACUGAUCAAUAUACAUGUACAUCUAAAGAUCUUGCUCUUGAGCUUGACUCAGUACUACCUAUUGCACCUCUUGACAUGGCCAUUAUAACUUCCAUCACUCAUGGGGCUCGGGGCGACGAAAAGAAAGCGCGUGAUUAUUUUGGUGGAAUAAUGGUUAUUGGCGGUGGAGCCAAGACUCCUAAUUUUGGACAAUUUCUCGAGGCACGGCUACGAGCAGCAAGACCGGACUUAGGGGACAAGCUCCUUGUUGGAACUAGCCCGCGAGAAAUGGAUAGCCAGGUUGUAGUAUGGAAGGGUGCUAGCGUAUAUGCGCGCAUGAAGACCCAUGAAAGCUGGAUUGGUCAACUGGAGUACGAGAGACUGGGGAGCCGAGUAUUACAUCAUAAAGUUCUCUGGAACUACUAA